This is a messenger RNA of Papilio machaon (common yellow swallowtail), 1324 nucleotides long. Its product is annotated as putative nuclease HARBI1. Bases 87 to 1154 code for a protein of 355 amino acids. NCBI's taxonomy places the organism in Eukaryota, Metazoa, Arthropoda, Insecta, Lepidoptera, Papilionidae. The transcript has 3 exons. The record is from RefSeq and is a predicted model, not a curated record.
UGUAUACUAGCUAUCUCUAAUGUUCUUUAUUUUGUUAAUUUAUUUUCACUGAAUUUGUAUCAUCGCAUGACUAUUAUAACGAAAAAAUGUCUGAUUUCGAUCAAUUCGUUGAGUUCGUACAAUAUACUAAAAGAUUUAGAAACGUAGGCGUAGGACCGAGGCGAUAUUUACGUGAUUAUUCUGAUCCGUUUUCAAAAUACUCGGUCGAGGAAUUUCAUGCUCGAUAUAGAUUUACGCCUGAUGUUGUUAAAAGUGUUAUAUUGCCUAUGCUGGAAUCCAUUAGAAAACCUUCAAAAAGAGGCUUACCUUUUCCUCCAGAAAUAAUGCUGUUGAUAACAUUACGCUAUUACGCUACAGGUAGUUUUCAGAAAAUGCAAAAAGAUGUCAUGAAUAUAUGCCAACAGUCAGUUUCCAGGAUCAUUGUCCAAGUUUCCAAUUUGAUAGCAAAAAAAAUGAAAAAGUAUGUUAAAUUUCCAACCACAACGGAGGGACUUAACAUGGUGAAGCAAAAAUUUUACGAAAUCAGCCAUUUUCCUGAAGUGAUUGGAUGCAUUGACUGUACACACAUAAAAAUAAGAAGUCCCGGUGGAAACACUUCGGAAGUGUACAAGAAUAGAAAAGGCUUUUUUUCCAUCAAUGUACAGACAGUUGUUGGGCCAAAUUUAGAAUUUUUCAAUUUAGUAGCCCGCUGGCCGGGUAGUACACCUGAUAAUUUUAUUUACAAUAACAGUUCUAUUAAACAGAGACUUGAUACAGGUGAAUUAGAAGGAGUAAUUUUAGGAGACAGUGACUUUGCCAUGAGUAAUACCAUACUCACACCCUUUUUGUCUCCAAAUUCAAUACCCCAGGAACAAUAUAAUAAAAGUCAUAAUGAAACACGAAAAAUUGUGGAACAUUGUCUUGGUAUUUGGAAGGGUAGAUUCCCUUGUUUACAAGUAGGUAUGUGCAUCAAGGUGGAAACCGUUGUGGCUGUGAUCUGUGCGUGUGCAGCAUUACACAAUAUAGCUGUGUCGGUUGGGGACAUAGCACCAACAAAUUGGGAAAUGGCUGAAAUUGACAAUGACGUUGACAUCACUAUAUGUAAUGAAGACCCAAAUAGUGAUGGUUUUGUGGCGAGACAAUUAUUUGUAGAUAGAUAUUUCCAGAAUUGUUAGAAAAUAAAAAUUUAUUUAAGUUAAAAAAUUACUGCCAUAUUAAGUUGUUCAUUAAUAAGAAUAUACUGAAGUAAAAAUAAGCUUCAUUGAAUAUGUUAAUUAAUAUUUUUUUAAUGUAUCAUAAGUCAGCAAAUAAGCAAACAGUCACUUGAGUCCACUUAAACAGCAAA